Drosophila elegans is the source of this 2904-nucleotide messenger RNA. RefSeq lists its product as uncharacterized. Bases 1832 to 2614 code for a protein of 260 amino acids. The record is from RefSeq and is a predicted model, not a curated record. Lineage: Eukaryota; Metazoa; Arthropoda; Insecta; Diptera; Drosophilidae. The transcript has 2 exons. Gene Ontology annotation, molecular function: nucleic acid binding; zinc ion binding.
CCCUCCUCAGACGGUACCUCAGUUAAGACAAUUCAUAGGAUAGGCUUCCUACUUCCGGCUUUUUGUGCCAAAAUUUUCAAAAUUAUUAAAACCAUUAUUUUUACUAACUUCUCAAAAAUGCAAGGAACUUACAUGGAAAGACGAAAAUGAACAACUAAGACAGAAAAUAAUAGAAAUUUUGACAAGUUCUCCAGUACUGACCAUCUUCGAUCCCAAACACCCUGUCGAGUUGCAUACAGAUGCAAGUAUGGUUGGUUAUGGUGCCAUUUUGAUGCACCGAAUAGAUAAAAAGCCGUAUGUAAUCGAAUAUUUUAGUAAAUGCACAACUCCAGUCGAGUCCAAAUACCAUUCUUACGAGUUAGAAACUCUCGCAGUGGUGAACGCCGUUAAACAUUUCAGGCAUUAUUUGCAGGGUCUCGAAUUUGUGAUUUUUACGGAUUGCGAUUCAUUAAGGGCAAGUCGUUCCAAGACCACAUUGACGCCGAGGGUACACCGGUGGUGGGGGUACUUGCAGGCUUUUCAGUUUCGCAUUGAAUAUAGGAAAGGGGAGAGAAUGGCUCAUGCUGAUUUUCUAUCUCGGAAUCCUCUACCCGUCCAAAAAGACUCCCAAUUAGAAAAGGUAGUCGAGAAGCGCAUAAAUUUAACCGAGGUCUCCGACAACUGGCUACUCGCCGAACAACAGCGCGAUCCAGAAGUUUCUGAAAUAAUCGAAAAGCUACGUAACGACGAAUAAGAGGAAUAUCGGAACGCCAAUUACGAUAAAAAGAGAUUUGAUAAAAACAAAGCAAAGAUUGUAAAGCACCAGGUUGGUGACUAUGUGUUGAUUAAAAAUGAAGAGAGAAAUCAAACGAAGCUAGAUCCUAAAUUUAAGGGGCCAUUUGAAAUUAUUGAAGUUUUGGAGGGAGACAGAUAUAAACUAAAAUCGAUAACUAGUAAACGGCAGUAUAAAUAUGCACACGAACAUUUACGGUCUCUACCUGAUACGCAAAUACUUGCAGAAAUAGAUGAAGAAUUUGAUCAUUCGAUUGAUGAAAAUAAUUAGCUCCGAAUGUCAUAUGUGUAUACGGCUGCACCACGAUUCUGUGUGAAUGUGUGGCGGGAGCAUAUGUACGUGUAUACGGCUGCACCAUGAUCCUAUGGGGAUGCUUGGCGGGAGCGUAUGUGUAAAUCCUACGAGGAUGCUUGGCAAGAACAAUUGUGUGAGACUGCACCACGAUUCUGGGUGAAUGCGUGGCGGGAGCAUAUGUGUAUACGACUGCACCAUGAUCCUGUGUGGAUACGUGGCGGGAGUCAGGAGGACGAGUUGGUGUCCAAUUGGAAAUAAAGAGAAAUUGUGAAAAUGAAUAUUGUUGAGAUAUAACAAGAAACGCUGUUAUUGGUUGUAUAUUUAUGAAAUAAUUGAAUGAUUUAGAUUAGAAGCUAAUGUCAAUAAAUAAUUGAAAGGAAUACUGCUUGUUGUAAAGCUUAAUGGGUCAUGACCACGCAUACACGAGGACGUGUGCAGGUCAAGAAGGCCGUGUCGCAGUUCUCAGAAAUAUUUGAAUUCGAUGAACGCUAAAGUUAUUUGGCGCUCAGAUUCGGUUGUCGCUUAGCAUAAGCCGCUGGUUCCUGGUAAAACAUGGAUUCUAGGAAUUCCUGCUCUACUCGUAGCGCGACGGCAUUGCCAGAUCUCUUUUAGAGUGGCGUAGUCGUCGAGUGAGGCCCGGUCGCCCAAGAGAGAGAGAGAGAGAACCGGAGAGCAAGAAGUUGCAAGAAGAUGAGCUCUGGUAUUUGAAGGGUAGUCAGUUUGAAUUGGGCUCUUGGCGCGAUCGGGACUUACUGCGCAAUCGAAAUGGCAGACCAUGAAAAUACUCCUUCUCCGUUAUCAGAAGUGGGAUCGGCCUUGCCACAGGACAAUGAAAGUGUUAUAGCUGCAUUAGAAGCUCAAAAUCGUGCCUUGUUGGAACUUGUGAAAUCAAUGAACGCACCGCGAGUGCCAUUAACGGAAGUUAAACCGAAUUCCAUAUCAUUGCCGAAAUUCGACCCUGAUAGUGCGGGCGCGGAUGCAAGUGCGUGGUGUAAUACAGUUGCAUUAAUAUUUGCUGAAAACAAUCGACAAGGCAGUGCUCUUGUCAUGGCACUCAGCAAAGCUAUGCAAGGAAGUGCUUCCCUGUGGUUGGCGCAAAUUCGUUUCAGCGGCAUGACAUGGCCGCAAUUCCAGGAAUUGUUUGUGCAACGAUUCGUUGGUAUCGAGACCCCGGCAGCGACGUUGAUGAACAUCUUUAAUGGGCGUCCAAAACCAGGAGAGAAUUUACACGAAUACGGAAGCCGCCUGGUGACGUCGCUUAUGUCAAAAUUCAAAUCAAUUGAAUUGGAAGAGCUCAUCGUAUCCAUCGUUUUGACGCAUCUUUCAAACUUGGAUGCUGGCCUUUUAAAGUCAAUGUUUACGGGCGCUGUUAAAACCCGCAACGAUCUGCAGCAACAAUUAAAGGCGUAUGCGUAUUUAAAACGCAACGAAUCCUUUGGAAACGAAGUCGAAAGGAAGAAAAUGAAACUACCAUCUCUAGUGAAGUGUCAUCACUGUGGGCGUCUUGGCCAUAAGAUUGCGGAUUGUCAAAAAAGGCGAACGGACUAGAGACACCGGACCACCUCAACUCCAGGACAACAACAACGCGCAGUCAACAACAGGACCUGCUUCAAAUGUAGGGAGUUCGGGCACUAUGCUUCGGAAUGCCCACGUAAUCGACAUAAUCUCAAGGAAGUCGAGAUUAACAAAAGAGUAAACUUGGUGGCCAUAGAACCAAAGGGAGUUUUGAAACAAUUUGGAAAGUGUAGCAGCGAAGUUAAGCGUCAGACUAGCACAGUGGUUUUAAGGGGCAUCGGAAACGAACCGGUGUGGAGCACAGUACAGAUAAUUUGUAAUAU